Nicotiana tabacum (common tobacco) is the source of this 1010-nucleotide messenger RNA. RefSeq names its product protein cornichon homolog 1. The record is from RefSeq and is a predicted model, not a curated record. Lineage: Eukaryota; Viridiplantae; Streptophyta; Magnoliopsida; Solanales; Solanaceae. Gene Ontology annotation, biological process: vesicle-mediated transport.
UCUGUAAAAGGCCAAAUACACCCCCUGAAUACUUUUUUCUUUUGCGUGGGGCUGUUCCUCCCAAGAAAACACCAGCCAUCAUACUAAAACUUGCUGGGGUUUUCUUCUAAACAAUCAUCACCAUUUUUUCAGAUUUGCUUGUUCUUCCUCUGCAUGUGAAAAAACAAAAAAACCAAACAGAAGAAAGCGAAAACACAAAAAAAAAAUGGCUUGGGAACCCAUUCUUUGGCUGAUAUUUUUAGUCAUUAAUAUUUCCCUCAUCUCAUUAAUCAUCUAUCAGAUUGUGUGUUUAACAGAUUUGGAAGCUGAUUAUAUGAACCCUUACGAGUCUUCAUCUCGUAUCAACUCUGUGGUCCUUAAAGAGUAUAUUUUACAUGGUGUAUUUUGCAUCCUAUUCCUUAUCACAGGGCAUUGGUUUAUCUUCCUGCUAAUGCUUCUUCCUGCUUACUAUAAUGCCAGAAAAUUCUUAAACCGGCAGCAUCUUAUUGACGUGACUGAAGUUUUUAGGUUCAUCGAGUCUGAGAAGAAGAAUCGGAUAUUCAAGCUGGGUUUCUACUUGGUCCUCUUUGUUCUAGUGCUUGUCAGUCUGGUCCUAUCUUUUAUCAACGCUCUAGUCGAUGAAGAUGAUGCUAUCGAUUUCGGUUCCUUACCACUGCCCAGUUUCUUUUGAAGAUAUUUUCCACUUUUUGGUCAAGGAGAUAGAUAGCUGAGGUCUGAUCAACCAAUAUAGUCCUGGGAAACGUCUACUUGAGUUCCGAGCUAACCUAGUUACUCUAAUUUGUAUCUGCUGGUUAUUUUUCAAGAAAUUUUUUGUUCAAACUGUAUCAGGCUUGACUUUUGACAGUCUUUUCGACAUUAGAUUGUUCACUUGCUCUUUUGCGCUCAGUCUGGUGCACUUAGGCUUUUAGUUGAGUAACUCUGGCAGUUGAAUAGCCAUAUGAGCUAUAUGUUACAUAUCUUAUAAAUGUCCUGUAGACUUUUCCUAAUAGAAAGCCUCAUUUUGUCUCCUA